Exophiala xenobiotica is the source of this 2558-nucleotide messenger RNA. RefSeq lists its product as uncharacterized. Bases 1281 to 1727 code for a protein of 148 amino acids. The transcript has a single exon. The record is from RefSeq and is a predicted model, not a curated record. NCBI's taxonomy places the organism in Eukaryota, Fungi, Ascomycota, Eurotiomycetes, Chaetothyriales, Herpotrichiellaceae.
UGACAAGACAAGCUCACUUUCGUAGCAAUAUAGGAUAGCCGAGUUUGAAGAUGCAACAAGACCAUGUCCGCCGGGGCCAAUCUACCUCAUAACCAAUGGCUGGUAUCAAAACUAGAUCAGAGGCGAUGCAAAAUAUGCAACAUGUAAGAUGACCUUGCGGAUAAAUGGUGUUGUCAGGCGCCAUUGACUGCUUGCUGGCACAAUUCUACCUUCCGAAGAUGCUACGGCAAUAUCUCGUGCAGUUUCAUAACCAUAUCUCGCCGGCCGCAGGACUACAUCUCAGGCGGUAAGCUCAAUAGUCUACAAGAAUAGCUGCAAUAUGGCGUAUUUCGCAACCCUUAUGCGAUGCUAUAUAACAACGGGUGGUGAGUCUGAAUUGAGCUAUCCCUUCUCCAUACUCACAGAUCCAAACAUAUGACGACAAAGAUCAUCGAAAAGCCAGUCUCUGACAAAGGUUAUCACCCCCUUCAACAAGUACUGGACCUUCAGAUCUCUAUCUGCAACAUCAAACAUGGUGCGACUCUUGUCCGUCCUAUCAACCAUGCUAGCAACGCAUGUGCUAUCAGCCACAGCCGGAAAUUGCUUUUCAGAUCAAUCUGAAGACGUGGUACCUGCUCCUACCGGUCCAACAGAAGAUGAAAUACCAUGCCUAAAUAGACCGCCCGCUGGAGAGCUUUGGGCUUGUCAAGACCCCAGUAUUGACUUUCCCACCGUCGAAUGUCUAUUGGCCGACAUUAAGACCUGUGGGAUAGUUGGCGCAGCAACGCCCAUUGCGUCUUCUACUCGCUCGGCGUGAAAUUCAAACAGAUGGGUCCGCUCAAGAACCUACUCACCCCACCGGGUAUUAUGUACAACGACAUGCUGGACGGUGAUUACUGGGCUAAGGUUUUCAACGGUCGGUAUGAAACUUUCAAGCUGGAUAUUAAGGGGAGGAGUAACGUUCUCCUUGAGCGCACUGUGAAAGCGUUCGCCUGGGCUUGCAGUGUUGAAGUCCUCGUGUAUGUCUUGCAGCGGCAGGGUGAACUAGGUGGAUUCGGUGCCUUCCAGACUCCUAAACCUGAUCCUGACGACCCGAUCCUGGUCCCAACAUUCUGCAAACCUAUGAACUUCCAACUUUGCAACGCAACAGCGCUGUCACGCGUAUUGUUAGCGUUGACGCCUCCAACAAUCUCCAGAAAGACGUGGACUGGGAGAAUGGACAAUCGGCGCCAGGUCUGAAUAAUCCUCUCCUACCCGAAAGUCCAGCGAGUACUCUACCUAUCCCACCCGUUCCUGCCGGAAUGCGAAAAUUUAGAAGAGACGGUAACGACACACAUCCUGAUUUUCCACCACUUUGUCCGAUCCCUGUCGCCGCGGCAGAUGCUACUCCUGGCUCUACGACCUCAUCCCCUCCAUCUUCGAUCACUUCUGCACCAGCCAUGCCUAAACCAUCUUGCGUCUUACAUGAGCAGGAUCCGGAUCAAGGCAUCACACAAGCGUUCUGUCUCUGCGACAGCACGGCGACUCUGACCUCACUGUCUGUGCUGUUGACAGGUCAUCAGAGCGAUAGCUGUGCAUACACCGACAUUCCCGCCACGGCGAAAGAAACCAUCACGACACGUACACCAAGAACUGCCAGGGCUGCACUCAAGUUGGGUUCAAUGAUCCCAGCUGCACGACUGUUCCCCAUUGCACUCCCACUACUGCAGAGGUUACCGUUCAAGCAGGAAGCUCUCCAGUACACGUAGGCAUCUUGACCGGCACAGCUCUCUACACCUCCGUUUCCAGCGCCCUGGAAAAACUAUGUCCUUCAGUGACUCAAACCAAGAGCUCCACCGCCUGCGAGACAGGCAGUGUGACUGUUUCGAAGAUCGAGUACGUCAGCGCCGGCAGCCUCGACAGUAACGGGAGACUGGAGAUAAAGGUGGCCGCGAGUUCGUACAACUCGACCACCCUCCGCGAUGCGAUGAUCAAGUCCGCGGCUCUGACGGCGCAGAAGGGCUCCGAGCAACAAAGUUCCUGCUCCAACCAGACGUACACGACCUAUGUGAAGCGCGACGUGCCCCCGCCGCCGCCGUCACGAAUCUUCGGCAGAAGAAGUGCCUUUUUCCAGCCAGAACCAGUCGAGCAUAAAGGUCUCUUUUGCAACACCGCCUCCUUUGCGGGCGUCGGAUACUUCGGAGCUGAAUGGCGAAAGGCCCAGCAUCCCGGUGCAGAAGCAUACAUCGACGCUACGUGGGACUUCCAAGCGGACCCAACUGGAGACUUUUUGUGCGACUUCAUCGAGGAUCUCGAGGUCGGGUUGGCAGUGGUGGCGCCAGAGUUCGUCGCAGGCGACCUUGCUUUGGUUCCGGAGAUUCAGGCAUUUUGCGGCGGCACGUUUGAUAGAUGAUUCGAAGAGAAGACACCUGCAUUCUACGGAGUAUGGGCAAGAAACCCUUGGGAGGUGUGUUGAGCUAUGUGGAAGAUUCUGAGUUGAACAUUGUUCCGUACGGAGUAAUGGGUAGGUGUGCAUGGUUCUUGGAGUAUUCCCCUCCCCCAUUUUUUCUGUAUAACAAUAAUUGCACUUUACUUCUUCC